This is a messenger RNA of Monodelphis domestica (gray short-tailed opossum), 2350 nucleotides long. The record is from RefSeq and is a predicted model, not a curated record. Lineage: Eukaryota; Metazoa; Chordata; Mammalia; Didelphimorphia; Didelphidae.
CUGAAGGGCCCCCAGGGCCUCGGGGAGCCCCUCCAGCAGGUUGUGGCUGAGCAGGAGGGCUUGCAGAGCCCGCAUCUCCGGGAUACAGGCUGGCAGCACCCUGAGGCUGUUGAAACUGAGAUCCAGGUGGACCAGAGCCCCCAGCUGAUGUCUGGUGGCCCGGGCAUGUUCUGGCGUGCCGGGAAGGCGGGCGGAGGCACAGCUGGGCGGCUCCAGGGAGAUGGCUGUUUGGGAGGAGACAAGAAGUGAGAGGAGCAGAGACGGAGACAAAGAAGGCAAGAAUGAGGGAGCCCAUAGGACAGAGACAGAGACAGAGACAGAGAGAGAGAGAGAGGGAGAGAGAGAUGGAGAGAGAGAGAGAGAGAGACAGAGAGAGAGAGAGAGAGAGAGAGACAGAGAGAGAGAGAGAGAGACAGAGACAGAGAGAGAGAGUCAGAGACAGAGAGAGACAGAGAGAGAGAGAGAGGGAGAGAGAGACGGAGAGAGAGAGAGAGACAGAGAGAGAGAGAGAGACAGAGAGAGAGAGAGAAAGAGACAGACAGACAGAGAGAGAGACAGAGAGAGAGACAGAUGGAGGCAGAGAGAGACAGAGAGAGAGAGAGAUGGAGAGAGAGAGACAGACAGAGAGACAGAUGGAGGCAGAGAGAGACAGAGAGAGAGAGAGAUGGAGAGAGAGAGACACAGAGAGAGAGAGAGACGGAGAGAGAGAGAGACAGAGACAGAGAGACAGAGAGACAGAGAGAGAAAAAGAGACAGAGAGAGACAGAGACAGAGGGGAGAGGGAAGCCAGGGGACAGAGACAGAGAGAGACAGAGAGACAGAGACAGAGACAGAGAGAGAUAGAAAGACAGAGAGACAGAGAGAGAGAGAGAGGGAGAGAGAGAGACAGAGAGAGAGAGGGAGAGAGACAGAGACAGAGAGACAGAGAGAGACAGAGACAGAGGGGAGAGGGAAGCCAAGGGACAGAGAUAGCAGAGACAGAGAGACAGAGAGAGGGAGAGAAAGAGACAGAGAGAGAGAGGGAGAGAGACAGACAGAGGGGAGAGGGAAGCCAGGGGACAGAGACAGCAGAGACAGAGAGACAGAGAGAGGGAGAGAGAGAGACAGAGAGACAGACAGAGGGGAGAGGGAAGCCAGGGGACAGAGACAGCAGAGACAGAGAGAGAGAGAGAGACAGAGAGAGACACAGAGAGAGAGACAGAGACAGAGAGAGAGGGGAGAGGGAAGCCAGGGGACAGAGACAGAGAGACAGAGACAGAGAGAGAGACAGAGAGAGACACAGAGAGAGAGACAGAGACAGAGAGAGAGGGGAGAGGGAAGCCAGGGGACAGAGACAGGAGAAGGAAAAGAGGCAGAAACAGAAAGAAGAUGGAAGCUCAGGCAGCCAGGAGCCAGAGAUGGAGAGAGGAGAAAGGAAUAUUUGACAAAGGAAAGAGAUUCGGUGGUGAUGAGGGGUGAAGAGAGCUGCAGGGGAGGUGACAGAGAUGGAGCAGGGCACGUGGGCCCCCACCCCCAGAAAGGAAGGAAGGGGGAUGAGGAUAUUUGAGCGGGGCCUUGAGGGGUCCGCUCCUGGGGGUGGGGCACACUUCUCUAGGACUUAGGGGUGCCCAGCUGCGGGCCUGGUCCUGAUUGGUUCUUCUGGCGGUAGGCUGCCAUCUCUCCGCACUCUAGCCUAGAGGGUCUCCGGUUCGGCGGUCGAGGGCCCUACAGAUCAUCUGGACCUCAAUAACUGUGCCCCAGGGGCUGAGUUGCUGCUGCCCAGUGCUGGCUCCAGCCCUGCCCCACAGCCUCUCUGGGGUCCACAGGGCCACGUGCGCAGUCUGGUCUCACGUGUUUCCGGACCCGAGGCCUACCGGGACCGGGAGUUCACUGGGGUUCUGGGUAUGCGCAGAAUUUAGCGCGCAAGGUGUGUGAGUGAGGGGAGGAAGGCGACUACUGCCGGUCUCUAAGAGCACUUGUUCGUUCCCGAGGCGUCUCUAAGAAAGGCGCUACCCCGCGAGCCCAUCACACAGGCUUGCAGCGGCCCCGCGAGUUUCGCUCCGAGUCGCUCAGGACUUCUGUCUCAGGAACCGAGCUCCGGCGCCUCCCCCGCUGUUCCGACGACGAUGGUUCAAUCCUGCAUCCCAUUGGGCGACCACGAAUGACGUCACCGCGCCCAGGCGGAAGAGGCGGGAGUGCUGGGCUUCUUCCCGGAGGCUCAUGGGUAAAGGUUUAAUCCCCGCCCCUGCCGCCGCCUCCUCCUUUCUCGGUCCUGCCGCCGCAGAGGUCGCACUUCCCGUGCCCCCGCCGCUCCCGCCGUUCCCGCCUGCGACCCCCUGGACCGCACCCGAGCGGAACCCAGACCAUCAGG